AGCAGUACAUACUAUCAAUUCUGAGUGAAUUGCAACCAGGUUGUAGGGUUGUCAGUUGUCAUUUUUGGUUUUGCAUUGUACGCAUCAAACAAAUUGGAAAUUGAUAAAAAUUUAGUCUUUUUAAGUACGAUAAAACGUGAAAUAUACAAAAAGGCAAGGAAGUUGUCGCUGCACUGCUGUUGGAUUCCAUCACCCAAGCAAAUUGCACAUAUUUUUGUUGUUGUUAUGUUAGAACUUGUGGAAACCGCAUCAAGCGGUGAGCAAAUUAUUAUUGGAAAAUAAAACAAAUCAGAGAAAAAUAAUAAAUUAAAAAAAAAAACACAAAAACAACGCAGUCGGAAGAGGGGAAACGUAACAAAGGGUAGGUAAUGAAUUUAAAACGCUCAAAAGACAUCACCAAGUAGAAAAGGAUUUUCUUUCUGCUAAAAAGGUUUUGAUUGUGUAGCUGCUGUUUUGAGGGGCUUGCAGUGGUGGUGGCCAGCAUGUCUGUACGUUUAUUGACCUCGCGACUUUUUAAACAUGGUCGUUUUUUGCUCCAAAGCUAUUGGAAAAGAGAUAUACACACCAACAUUUUGGAACAAAAUCAACAACGAACACGUCAACAACGUAUACCACCUGGAUCAUCGGUGGUUAAGAAAUCCGUUGCCCGAGGUGCCAUAAAUGCAGUAGCUGGUAGCUCGAAAGCGGGUGCAGCCACUGGCCAGUUGGCUGCCAAUGUCCCCCAUUCUGCAGGCAUUUUCCGCUUUGGUCAACAGGCACGUAAGCUCUUCAUUGAUAACAUCCUAAAUCGCGUCACCACUACCUAUUCCGCUGAGUUACGUACCCAGGCCACAAAGAAACUAUUCUAUGGCGAUUCGGCCCCGUUUUUUGCUCUCAUUGGUGUUAGCUUGGCUUCCGGAGCUGGUGUAUUGACAAAAGAAGAUGAAUUGGAAGGCGUGUGCUGGGAAAUUCGCGAGGCAGCAAAUCGUCUUCAAUCCUCCUGGAACUAUGAUGAAGUAUCUGAGACCUUGGAUUCCUCAUUUAGUAUUGAUAAACUUUCCAUUGGACCGGCAAUUGCUAAGGGUUGUGCUGCUGUUGUUUAUGCUGCUUCCUUUAAAAAUAACUCUACAUUAGAUGUACCAGAAAAUGCACCCGAAAUCGUUGGUACGCCCGCACCUUCCGAGCAUAAUUCCCCGGCUGGCCGUCAACCACUGCAGCAGCAAUCUUUCCGUCCGGAAUAUAUUACACCCAUACAAAAUAUAUCACGUUUUGUCCAUAAUUUUGGCGGUUCGGUGGAUAAUGUCCAGCUAUUUAGUCAAACAUCAGCUGCAGCACAAUUUAGAGAUGUCUUGCAGGCGGAAAGGAAUUUAGAGGACAUUGAGCGGAGUAAAGAUUUUAAGAUACAAUCAAAAGCUGAGACUGGAUUUUCCGGUGUUAGCAGCGGUACCAUGGGCUUGCAAACAAUGGACACGCCCUCCGCCAGCGCAAAUAUACAUCGCUAUCCCUUGGCCUUGAAAAUGAUGUUUAACUAUGACAUCCAAAGUAAUGCCUUGGCCAUUUUAAGGGCCAUGUAUAAGGAAACUGUGCCGGCACGUCAACGCUACAUCAACGAAGCGGCCGAGUCGUGGGAACAACAUUUACAAGAUCAAACUUUGACCCUACCACCACAUCCCAAUAUUGUUUGUAUGUAUGGCUUCUUUUGUGAUGAGGUGGGCAAUUUCCCCGAUGGCCAUCUGCUGUACCCCAUUGCCCAGCCGCAGCGUAUUAAUCCCAAUGGCUAUGGGCGCAACAUGUCGCUGUAUUUGUUAAUGAAACGUUACGAUUAUAGUUUACGUUCCUAUUUGGAUUCACAUCAAUUGAGUACCCGAUCGAAAUUGUUGCUUUUAACCCAGCUGCUGGAGGCGGUGGCCCAUAUUAGUCGUCAUGGUAUCGCUCAUCGGGAUAUUAAAUCGGAUAAUAUAUUAAUUGAAUUGAACGAUGAUGACUCACCACCAAUAUUGGUGUUGUCCGAUUUUGGUUGUUGCCUGGCCGAUCGCUUGAAUGGUCUGCAAGUGCCUUAUACUUCGUUUGAUAUUGAUAAGGGUGGUAAUGCCGCAUUGAUGGCACCGGAAAUUAUUAACAAACAGCCAGGGCCCUUUGCGGUCUUGAAUUAUGGCAAAGCAGAUUUGUGGGCCUGCGGUGCCAUUGCUUAUGAAAUAUUUGGUAUGCGUAAUCCAUUUUAUUCUUCCAGUGGCGGAUUGGCAAUUGAAACCUAUUCGCUGCGCAAUUCCGAUUAUAAGGAUGAGGAUUUGCCACAGCUGUCGGAGGAAUGUCCCACGUUGGUGCAGCAAUUGAUCUACAAUAUUUUGUCACCCAAUCCUUCGAAACGUGUUAGCCCAGAUAUUGCCGCCAAUGUUAUGCAAUUGUUUUUGUGGGCUCCUUCCAAGUGGCUCAAGGUGGGUGGUAUGCCCAACAGUGCAGAGAUCUUGCAAUGGCUUUUGUCCUUGACCACCAAAAUCAUGUGUGAGGCCAAUUCGAAACCUGUACCCCAUCUAGGCCAAUAUCAGCAAACGGGUCGUCGUACUUAUGUAGAGUAUUUAUUGAUCUGCAGCUUCCUGGCCAGGGCCAGACUACGACGCAUACGUGGAGCCCUCAAUUGGAUACAAAGUACCGUGGUUUAAAAUUUUCAACGAUCAUUAAAACGAACGAUUGUAUCUCCAUUUUUUUCCUUUCAAAUUUUUGCAAAAAAUUAUAAUUUAUUUUUUUUUUUUAAUUAAUUUUUUCAAUCAAACAAAAGUCUGGAAAACAAUGUUUAAAAAAAAAGAAAUACGUGAAACAAAAUACAUUUGUGUGAUAUCUAGGAUUGUAGAAAGAAGAAAAAUGAAAAGAAAAAAACAAAACUUGAAGUGAAGUUCGUAACCUAUAAAACUUCUACUAAUUUUACUUUGUUUGUAUACUACUUGUGUGUAAAGCAAAAAAAAAAAAAAAAAAAAUAAACCUCUAUAUUUUUCUUAUGAAUUAUUUGUAUACAAAACUCUAUAAUUAUCACAUUUAAAACUACUAAUUUAAAAAAAAAAAAAAUAUUCUCAAUUAAAAAUAACCCUUAAUUUUUUUGGUUGCUUAAAGGCUUCUACUAAUUAUUUUUUUUUUGUUUUAGUUACCAUUUUUACCGCCUAAGAAAAAGACACCAUGAUAAUGAUAUUGUAGUUAUCUUAAAAUCACAUUUAAAUGCCAAUGAAAAUUGAAAACAUUUACUUACACACCUCCCUUAAAUUUAGAAAUGCUUUAUUUUGAGGAAAUGAAGAGGAAGUAGAAAUUAUGAAAUAAAACAGAAAACUUUAGCAACUA
Molecule: messenger RNA, 3306 nt
Organism: Musca domestica (house fly)
Lineage: Eukaryota; Metazoa; Arthropoda; Insecta; Diptera; Muscidae
Product: serine/threonine-protein kinase Pink1, mitochondrial-like
Exons: 6
Coding region: 483-2639 (718 amino acids)
Biological process (GO): autophagy of mitochondrion; regulation of apoptotic process; protein phosphorylation
Cellular component (GO): mitochondrion
Molecular function (GO): protein serine/threonine kinase activity; ATP binding
Source: RefSeq, a predicted model, not a curated record